This is a messenger RNA of Gloeophyllum trabeum ATCC 11539, 2002 nucleotides long. RefSeq names its product MFS general substrate transporter. Gene Ontology annotation, molecular function: transmembrane transporter activity. The record is from RefSeq and is a predicted model, not a curated record. Gene Ontology annotation, biological process: transmembrane transport. The transcript is spliced from 15 exons. Bases 1 to 1887 code for a protein of 628 amino acids. Lineage: Eukaryota; Fungi; Basidiomycota; Agaricomycetes; Gloeophyllales; Gloeophyllaceae.
AUGACGAGCCCACAACAAGUCGACGGCUUGGACGUCACGGCCAAUGAUGCUCGCGCGGCAGAAAGGGACCUGGAUGAGCAGACCCAGGUCGAUCACGGUUCCCCGAUCGUGACGAUGCCCGAGGCGGCUCAGACAGGCGGUCCCGACGCGCCUGUACCAACGACAAUCGAGGGCGAGAAGCCAAACAAGGACGGGGGCGCCACCAAGCUUAUUAUCGAGGACCAAACUAACUUCCUUCCGACACGACAAGUCAUUACGGUCUUUCUUGGAUUGUCGGUAGCCUUGUCGUGCUCGUUCUUGGAUCAGACAAUUGUCGCGACCGCUCUUCCUCGAAUUUCUUCUGACCUUCAUUCGGGACGAGAGAGCUCCUGGGUUGCAACAGCGUAUUUAUUGACGAGUCUUGCCUUCACCCCGUUAUAUGGGCGGUGGUCAGAUGUAUUUGGCCGGAAGGCAGUCUUGCUGUUCUCGCUGGUUUUCUUCCUUAUAUUCUCCCUGGCAUGCGCCUUGUCCCAGUCUAUGAUACAACUUAUCGUAUUCCGAGCCUUUCAAGGAAUAGGAGGCGGAGCUAUCAUCACGAUGGUCCUUAUAAUUACAUCCGAUAUCGUCAAUCUCAAAGACCGGGGUAAAUAUCAAGGUAUCCAAGAAGGCACCAUAGCCGUCUCCAAUGGAAUCGGCCCGAUCCUGGGAGGCAUAUUCUCUCAAUAUACAACAUGGCGAUGGUGCUUCUGGAUCAACCUCCCAAUGUCGGGCCUUGCGAUCUUCGUCGCGGUCAUGCUGCUCCCCCUGAAAGGCGUGAAGGGCAACAUGAAGGAGAAGCUCCUCAAGAUCGAUUAUGUCGGCUCGGCUCUGACGAUACUGUCAUCCAUACUGAUCCUGAUUGCGCUAACUUGGGGAGGAGUCACGUAUCCUUGGGCGUCUGCGCAAGUCUUGGUGCCUCUGUUCCUCGGCGUGCUCGUCCUGGCGGGCUUCCUGUUCUGGGAGGCUAAGUUCGCGGCGUUGCCCAUUAUUCCAGUCCAUAUCUUUAGACACAAAACAGUUUCAGGCGUAUACGUCUGCACACUCCUAAACGGCAUGACCUUCUUCGCUAUUUUGUACUAUGUCCCACAGUUUCUGCAACUGGUCCGAGGCAGCUCGCCCAUAUAUUCCAGUGUCCUCAUGCUGCCCUUCCUCUGUCCCAUAGCUUUUGUCGUAUUCGCCAACGGUCAAUUCACGGCUAAAACCGGCCAUUAUAGAUAUAAUAUCAUCAUUGGCUAUGCCAUAUGGAGUAUCGCUCAGGGCCUGCAAUCCACUAUCGAUGAGCAUUCGUCCACGGGGAAGAUCGUGGGCACCUUGCUUAUGGGAGGCAUUGCAUCAGGAUUCACUUUCCAGACGACGCUGAUCGCCGCCCAAGCAGCCGUGUCUCGACGAGAAAUGGCCGUCGUCACCGGCGUGCGGAACUUCGUCCGCCUCUUUGGCUCCACGAUAUCCCUAGCGAUCUGCGCGUCCAUCAUCAACAACAAGCUGCGGAGCACGCUCACCCCCCUCGGCCUCAGCUCCGAGAUGGUCGCGAACAUACUGAACGACCCCACUACGAUCAACGACGCAAGCGCCGGUAUCAGCCCGGCGAACAAGGCUGCCAUUAUUCAUGGAUACACCCAGGGUUUCCACGGCGUGUUCUAUUUGACGAUCGCAUGUCAGGUGCUUUCGUUCUUCACUGCGCUGUUUUUCAUCCAGCAGCAUCAGCUUAUGAGAGAGGGUGAUGCUGAUUUGAAGAGGGCUGCGAAGGAGAAGCUUAUGCAGAAAAAGGCUGCGAAGGAGGGUCUGAAAAGUGAGGACGUGGACUUGGAAGCGCAAAAUGAAAAGCGGGAGAUGGAAGGCGAUGUAGAGUCAACGAGACAGAGCUCAUGACGGAUAUAAAGCAGUGCUCAACGAUUUGAUGAUUUGUACCUGUAGAGUUCGAUACGAUAGACUUCGAACUUUGCCACGCCUUGGGAUACAUGGGGCUUAUGUACUAUAGGUGUGG